UCUUAUCCGGCUGCUGCUGUUGUUGUUGUUGUUGUUGUUGUUAUUGUUGAAGUUGGGUUGCUACAUAUCAGUGGAUGCAUCAUGGCCGACCCGUUGAGGAGACUCACCAACACGGCCUCGUUCAGCCUGCUGCAGGACAAGCUGGAGAGCUGGCACCGGGACUACCACACUAUUUCUUGCGAGGAGAAUUUAAAUCGAUGUUGUGAGCUGAUCGAGCUUUCUGCAAAGAUCCAGAGCCAGCUGUUCACCAUCCUCAACCUCGUGGCUGCUGAAGGUGGACAGUAUGCAGGCGUGGACACUCUCAAAACGCGGCUGCUGCCGUGGCUCGGGACCUGCUUCUCCAUGGCGACGCCCUCGGUCACCGACGACAGCAGCCUGCAGCUCAUCCAGGACUCGGUGGAGAAGGACCGGCGGAUCAGGAAGCUCUCCGUGCACCACGUCAGCGACAAGCAGAAGCUCUGCUCCACCCGCCUGCAGCUGGACUCCACCCGGGCAGAGCUGGUGGAUGCUCAGGUGGAACUGGAUCAGACGAAGAGCCAAUCAGCGACCACCCUGCUGGCCACCGAGGAGGAGAUAUUACAGCUGAGAGCAGACUUGCGCUCUGCACACGAGCAGCUGGACGUCUACAGGAGGAAGAUGAAGAACACCGACGAUGACGAGCGGCAGAUCCGCCUCCUGAGGGACGAGGUGUCCUACCUGAGCCAGGAGAAGGCCCAGCUGCAGGAGAAGUGGGCGUCCCGCUCCCCGACCCCCCCCCUGAGGCUCCCCCGCUCCUCGCCCCCCACCUCGAGGAGCGACUCCCCCACCAGAGCUCAGCUCACCAACUCGUCGCGCCGCUCGCGCCUCGUGUCGCGCUUCAGCAACCUGCACGCCGUGGAGCGCCUGGAGGCCCAGGCCACGCUGCGGCGCCACGUGGCCGACCUGGACAUGGUGCAGAAGAUCAUCUUCAUCGCCGUGGAGGAAUCCUUUAAGUCGUCUAAACUGGCUUUCCGCCACUUCAAGCUGCGCGUGAGGAAGACGAUGAGCCCGUCCCUCCUCGGGCUGGACGGGGCUGAGGCUGCAGCCGUGGACUACAUCGUGAGGAACAUGGACCUCCACGACAUCCAGACCAGCGUCAACGAAGUGAUCGGCGCCAUGAACGUGAACCCUCGGAUCUCCUUCCCGCCGGAGGUGGACUUCGUCCUCAUCAGCACGCUGAUCAGGGAGACCUGCAGGGUGGCGUUCGCCAUGCAGACGCUGGACCCGCCGCCCGACCUGGCCUUCGCCAGCGACGGGGAGCUCUACGACGACAGGAAGUAUCGCCGUAGCUACGACUCUGAGCUGUCGGCUCCUCUGGUGAUGUACCACGUGUGGCCGGCUCUGGUGGAGGGCGACGCCGUGGUGCUGAAGGGAGAGGCUGUGACCAGAAGGGGCGCUGUGUGGCGGCGCGGCGGCGGCGGCGGUCCGGUUCGCUCUCGCUCUCUCAGCCCGACUCGUUCCCUCGCGUUCAGCAGCAGGAGGAGUCUGUCUCCCGGACGGCUCACGGCGAGCCGCCUGUGACCUCACCGCCAAGUCAAAUAGAGUUUUACCUGUUUUAAAUUCACAUUUCACACGUUAAGACGUUUGUUUUCAUUCCAAAUAAAGCAAUAAAAACCUGUGAGUUUACAUGGUUGGAGAGCUACAGGUCAGUUAGCAUCCACACGAGCAACGGGGAGCUAACGGCGCGGCGGAACUGUGCACAGCAGCGUGCACGUUUCAAUACAAGCAGUCCUCAAACGUGCACUCUUUUACUCUUUUAAUUUACACGUUACUUUUAACAACGAUGCUUCAGGAGGAUCGUGAGCAGAUCUCAGACGCUCAAUGUUAGCCUAGCAUGAGAAAACGUGAAGUUAGCUAAAGUUAGCACUAAUUAGCCGAUGUGGCUAACGCAGCAGGUGAAAGUCACCAGCUAACGCUAGAUCUACUCACAGUAUUUUAU
Molecule: messenger RNA, 1957 nt
Organism: Pseudoliparis swirei
Lineage: Eukaryota; Metazoa; Chordata; Actinopteri; Perciformes; Liparidae
Gene: spata18
Product: spermatogenesis associated 18
Exons: 12
Coding region: 82-1539 (485 amino acids)
Biological process (GO): mitophagy by internal vacuole formation; mitochondrial protein catabolic process
Cellular component (GO): mitochondrial outer membrane
Source: RefSeq, a predicted model, not a curated record